This is a messenger RNA of Hymenoscyphus albidus, 7512 nucleotides long. NCBI's taxonomy places the organism in Eukaryota, Fungi, Ascomycota, Leotiomycetes, Helotiales, Helotiaceae. The record is from the annotation of a GenBank genome assembly.
CCCACCCACAAGGCUAGACAAUAGGUAGCAAUUUAUAGUCCAUCACGAAAUCUGUCCAAUGUCAUGACUGUGCUCUUUGCCAACCUCGUCGCCAUCUGCCAAAGCUGAUCUCCCCAGACAAUUCACUGGAUUCACCGCGACCUACCGACCAAGUUCAACAUCGCAACGUGUUCCCUGGCCUGGAUCCGUCUCUCUCUACCUCCACACUUUCAACGCCGUCGAAUCUGUAGCCACUCUCUGCAGUACCGUACUGGCAACCCCAACAUUGACAUUUCCAAUUAACUGCCUCGAGCUCCUCGGCUUCCCGACAUCCUCACAAGCUCCCGCACACUGGUGAAGCUGCAACUACCCACCCCGCAUCCUCCAACGAACUACGGCCACCAACAUGGCGGCACCGCAAGAGGGUUAUCCAGCUCAAGGCUAUCCUGCCCCGGAUCCUUAUGAACAGCAGCAGAGCCCAGCGCAGCCUGGCUUUGGGACCGCAUCGCCUCCUCCCCAACCUGGGCAGGCCGAGCACGAUGGAGGGAAGAAGAAGAAGAGAGGUUACGCGGCGCAAGCUUAUGACUUUGGGGCGGGUGCGAAUUCGGCACUGGGAGGACAAGCGCAAGGAGGCGGUCAAUUUCAACCUCCUGGACAAGCUCCAGUAUACGGCGGUGGAUAUGCAGCUCCUGAGGCACAACCAGCAUAUGGACAACCUCAAUAUGGAGCGCCCGUUGGAGCUCCAAUUCCUGGCGCGCAGCCUGUCCCAUAUGGUGCCGGGCAACCGCAAUAUGGCGGCGGUGUGGGCUAUCAACCUCCAGACGCAGGAUAUCCAGGUCCCGGAGCACCAGCUAUGGGUGGAGUUGCUGGAAUUACCCAGGGAAUGGGACAGAUGGGAGUUGGAGCACAACCACAAGCCCAACCUCAGCAAGCCCCUGGUCGACCAGCAGUUCUGAACCAGUUGUACCCCACCGAUCUCUUGAACCAGCCUUUUAACGUGGCAGAACUUGAUCUGCCACCUCCCGCAAUUGUUUUGCCUGCGAAUGUAAGUUUAAAUGUAUGUAAAGAAGAAACCUGGCAUGCUGACUUUAUAUUAUAGUCAAGCGUUACCGCGUCACCCGAUGCCAACUGCGCUGCAAAAUACGUUCGCUCGACUCUUAAUGCGGUUCCAACUACACACUCGUUACUCAAGAAAUCGAAACUGCCUUUCGCCCUCAUCAUUCAGCCAUAUACCUCUCUACAUGAUGUUGAUGACCCAGUUCCAAUUGUCCAAGACCAGGUUAUUUCACGUUGCCGAAGAUGUCGAUCGUACAUAAACCCUUAUGUCACAUUUUUGGAUCAUGGGCAUCGAUGGAGAUGUAACAUGUGCAACCUCACAAAUGAUGUCCCUCAAGCUUUCGAUUGGGAUGCGGCUGCUCAGAAAAGUGUUGACAGAUGGCAAAGACCCGAGCUAAACCAUGCGGUGGUCGAAUUUGUGGCUCCACAGGAAUAUAUGGUCCGGCCCCCACAACCUCUUGUCUACCUGUUUUUGUUCGAUGUUAGCUACGCAUCCGUGUCAUGUGGGCUUCUCGCAACUAGCGCCCGUACAAUUUUGGACAGUCUGAACAGGAUACCUAAUGCGGAUCGAAGAACUCGCGUCGGUUUCAUGGCUGUGGAUUCCAGCUUACACUACUUUGCCGUGCCAAGAGACACGGAUGAGAAUGGCGAGACUAACAUGCUUGUUGUCAGCGAUCUCGAGGAGCCUUUCUUGCCAAUUCCUCAAGAGCUCCUGGUUCCACUAUCAGAAAGUCGACUUAGUGUCGAGAAAUUCCUGACUGCACUUCCAUCUAUGUUCCAAGCCAACCAGAACAAUGGCUCAUGUAUGGGAUCUGCAUUGAGAGCAGGCCACAAACUCAUUUCUCCGCUCGGAGGCAAGAUUGUUGUUAUCACAGCAUCUUUACCGAAUGUUGGCUAUGGCAAGCUCGAAAUGAGAGAGGACAAGAAGCUUCUGGGAACCACCAAAGAGAGCGCUUUGCUUCAAACUGGCAACAGCUUUUACAAAAGCUUUGCUGUUGAGUGCUCGAAGAACCAAGUUUCGAUCGAUAUGUUCCUCUUCUCAUCUCAAUAUCAAGACGUGGCGUCACUGAGCAACUUACCAAGAUAUACGGGAGGACAAACGUACUUCUAUCCAGGAUGGAAUGCAGGAAGGAGCGAAGACGCAAUCAAAUUUGCAUCGGAAUUUAGUGAUUACUUGUCAGCUGAGAUCGGUCUUGAGGCCGUUCUGCGGGUUCGUGCCACAACCGGACUGCGCAUGAGCACAUUUUAUGGCAAUUUCUUUAACAGAAGCUCGGAUCUCUGCGCUUUCCCAGCUUUUCCAAGAGACCAAAGUUAUGUUGUUGAGGUAGCUAUUGACGAGAGCUUGACUAAGAACUUUGUUUGCAUGCAAACCGCUGUUCUUCAUACGACAAGCAAUGGAGAGAGACGAAUCCGAGUAAUGACCUUGUCAUUACCAACAACUACAAGUCUUGCUGAUGUCUAUGCUUCUGCCGAUCAGUGUGCCAUUACAACAUUCUUCAGUCAUAAAGCUGUCGAGCGCGCACUUAGCAGUGGACUUGAGCCGGCCAGAGAAGCACUUCAGUCUAAGCUUAUCGAGCUUUUACAGACUUUCAAGAAAGAACUUGCUGGUGGAAAUAUGGGAGGAGGCGGUUUGCAAUUUCCUGCCAAUCUCCGUGGCUUGCCAGUAUUGUUCCUGGGUCUUAUUAAAAACGUCGGUCUUCGAAAAUCAGCACAAAUUCCAUCAGAUCUUCGGUCAGCUGCGCUUUGUCAACUAUCGACCCUUCCUCUACCACUUCUGAUGCAGUUCAUCUACCCACGCAUGUACUCGCUGCAUGACAUGCCUGAUAACGCAGGUAUCCCUGAUCCACAAACGAGUCAGAUCGUUCUACCACCACCUCAUAACUUGUCCUCAGAAAGACUGGUUCCAUACGGACUCUAUCUUAUAGACGAUGGUCAGACUCAGUUCCUGUGGGUCGGACGAGAUGCAGUGCCUCAGCUACUCGCUGAUGUAUUUGACGUUCCUGAUCGAAUCAAGCUUAAGGCUGGCAAGAGCUCCCUUCCAGAACUGGAUAACGAUUUCAACGAGCGAGUGCGCGCAGUAAUUCAAAAGAGCAGAGAUUACCGAUCCCGUAGCGUUGGCAGCAUCAUUGUGCCGCAUCUGUAUGUGAUUAGGGAAGAUGGUGAUCCAAGUCUGAAAUUGUGGGCGCAGACGUUGUUGGUGGAGGAUCGGGCGGAUCAAGGGAUGAGCUUCCAGCAAUUUAUGGGAACUCUACGAGAAAAGGUGAGCUAAAGUCCCGAUGGGGCCCUGUUAUUGAAGCCAUGGCCUCGUGCUGAUGCAUACAAUGUCCAGGUCGUACAAUGAAGAUAUUUGGAGAGUGGAGUGCGAACCUUUGUAGCAGUAUAGAAAACAAAUACCUAUCUUAGUUGAAGCAAGGCCUGUUUGGCGAUUGCCCAAUUCCAGUUUAUAUGAAUUUUAACAGAAUCUUCUUAGUUCUUUCAAGUCGCCUAAUAAGUUACAUGAGAGACUGUUUGUUUAGGUAAUCUUACUUACAGGCAAGCAUAAAAAGAGGGUAAUAAAUAGAAGCCUCAUUAAUCCAAGUUGUUGUCUUAUUGGAAUACCAACAAGAAUCGUCUAAUCAGAACAGAUAUGAACAAUUCUGAGAUGCCACAACAAUGAGGCUAUUUAUUGCUGUGUUUUUUCCAUUGUAAAUCAAGCCGCCUAACCUAAUUGAACUGAAAACUUGCCACCAGGGGCGAUGGGAUUCCUGCAUCGCCUCCUUGGUUACAGCACGUGAAGAUUCACUCUGACUUUGUGAAAAAAAUCUCUGAUCUUGCUACCUGGAAUGUGGAUGAUUUUACUUCUUCUUAGGAUUUGUGCAUCACAAAAAGGCAGUGAGCUAGGUACGCAGUACCUACGUACCUGGUGCUACUACCCCCACGUACCAGGGUAGGUAGCUCCCAAUCAGCUCUAAUCCAACCCGUCACCCAGCACUAAUGCCUCAAAUACUAGGCCGACUUUAGGUUAACGGGAAUUUUGGGCGACAACACUCAAGGAUAACACCAACAUCACCGAUAUCUCCACGACAUAACAGCACCCUCUGCACAAAUCAUCGCAUCCCAAUAUUAGGAAAGCUUGAUGCACAGAUCUCGAAUAUCGCCAUCUUUGACAACUCCUGCUCCGCCGCUCUAGACACUUUGCGCAGUGGCCGGAGUCCGAACGCGCUCAUCGUGACUGACUUUCGCAGCUUCAUUUCGACUCCGACUCCCAAGCCGGCAUGAUGAACAGUCGUCAUCUGCCGGCAGGGCAAGGCAUGCCGUCAGAUGGGAGGAGACGGCAGUAUAAUCAAAGUCAGAACCAACACCAACAUCAGCAAUACCCCCCAACGCCGAUGUACAAUGCCUACAUGAAUCCAUAUAUGGGCAACGCGAACUACUACCCACAACACCUUCCUCCACAACAAUACCACAACCCAAUUCCUCACCAAAACCCAUACAAUCCUUACCCACCAUAUGUGCGCUCCCCGCCCCCACCAAUGCAGCACUACGCUCAUCCUCCAAUGCCUCAACAACAACAACACCCCCAACCACAGCAGCAGCACUAUGCUCCUCGGCGUCAGCAAUCCCCCGCUGUGGUCUCAACCCCAUACCAACCUCCUUCGCAGACACCCUCAUCCACUCAAUCAUCGCAUACAGUCCCAGGGCCAAUGACGCCUCCAACUCCCCAUACUGAGUUAAGUGCAGCACCAGUAACGCCGCCGCGAGAUUCCCCACACGAUUCCUUCAGAGUACCAGUAAGUCUCAACAUGUUUUCGCCUGAUCGAGAUGUCUAACAAUGAAAUAGUUACCUUGGCUAUCACACCCAGACGCACCUUGGCCAGCGAGAAGACCGCGACGAAAGAGAAAGCAAAGUGGAGAACUAUCAAAACGCUCAGUUGAACUCCCAAACAUCCAUCAAGGCACAAGCGUCGAGGCUGAAAAUCCCACACCCGCCGCCGAAGUGGCUCCUCGACCCGAGACACCUUCCACCAGCCAACCACAAUCCGAUAGAACGGAUUCAACCAAUCCUACAACGCCAUCCUCGAGUACUCAGGCUCCUGUAUCUGCUGCCCGUGAUACCACACCUGUCGCUCAGAAGUCCGCGCAAAAAGCGAGAAUUCCUGCAAUUCCUGUCGUCCCCGCACUGCCGAAGGCAUCCCCGCGGGAUGUUGCAAAACAAAUCCCAGAGAAGACAACUGAGGAUCUUUCUGUAGGUCAAAGCCAGGAAGAUGCUAAGGAUGAAGAAAAAGUCAUCACUUCGGAGAAUCAAGCUGCGAAGGUUGAAUCUCCUGCCCCAGCUCCAGCUCCAAAAGCUUGGUCGACACCUAAGGCUUGGUCGGGGCUUUUUAACCCCAAUGCAGACACAAGCAAUGCCAAGUCUCAUGAUAUUGGGCGACGAGCAGGACAAAGUUUUGGCGCUGCAAAUACGGAGUCUGUAGCAGAGGCUUUGAGGUCCUUCAGUGCAGUCUCUAGUGAUUCAAAGAUUUCGUUUCUCAAACCGCGUGGUCUGAUCAAUACCGGCAAUAUGUGCUACAUGAAUUCCGUAAGCGAAAUCUAUAAUCCACACUCACGCUUGGUCGUCUUCUAAUCAGUUACAGGUUCUUCAAGUUCUUGUCUCCUGUACUCCUUUUUUCACAUUUCUUGACCAAAUUGGAAAGCGUGCAACCCAUAGUUUCAAGAGCGAAACACCUUUAAUUGAUGCUAUGCAAGUAUCUCAGACAUUUAAUUCAAACUAAAUCUAACGUUUACAUAGGAUCAUGUUCAUGCGGGAGUACCCCGUAAUAGAUUCUGCCGCGUCCGUCGAGAAAUUGCGAUUGCGACUGAAGGAAGCAGAACUUGAGGAGUAUGGGGAAGCGUUCACACCCGACUUCGUUUACGACGUGAUCAAGCGUCUGCCGAGAUUUUCAAGCAUGCGAGUAUGUUACCACAAACUUUUGUGAUAAGCCCAACUAAUAGUAUGUAGCGCGGUCAUCAACAAGAUGCUGAAGAAUUUCUGGGUUUCCUAUUGGAGGGUCUUCACGACGAGUGUGUGCAAGUCAUGCAAGCCAGUGCAUCAAACGCUACAUCAGCCAUGGCCACUCCAACUAAUGGCCCAUCUUCUCCUACAAGUGAGGUCGCAAGCAAUGCUGAUUUAGGGGCUGAAAAGGCAAAUGGGUGGCUUGAGGUUGGGUACAAACAAAAGGCUGCUGUGACCCGAUCGUCUGGGGCGAUCAUUACCAGUUCACCAAUUACCAAGAUUUUUGGAGGGAAGCUUAGGUCUGAGCUACGUGUUCCUGGUCUAAAGGAUUCCGUCACGUUGGAACCCUACCAACCCUUGCAGCUUGAUAUCGGGUCCCCUAGCGUUAACAAUAUCGUCGACGCAUUGAAGGGCUUAACUCGUUCCGAGGCUCUACAUGGCGAUUUCAAAUCUCCCAAGGGACCUGAUGUUACUGCCACGAAGCAAGUAUUCAUCGAAACUGUACCUCCUGUUCUCAUCCUUCAUCUGAAGCGCUUCCAAUAUGAUAAUACUGGUGGCACUCAAAAGAUUUGGAAGAAGGUCGGAUAUCCUUUGGAGCUGGAAAUUCCCAAAGAGGUUUUCAACCGACAGCAACGGAACAAGUACGCUCACGGUGGACUCCCCAAGUAUCGAUUGACCGCCGUGGUAUAUCACCAUGGUAAGAACGCCAGCGGAGGACACUACACCGUUGACGUUCGAAGACAAGAUGGGCGCGAAUGGAUCAGACUCGACGACACAAUUAUUCGACGUGUGAGAAGUGAAGAUGUUGCCGAGGGGGGCAGCGAGGAGGAUCCAAAGGUUCUCGCCGCCGCACUGGAAUCCCAAAAGAAAGACACCCCAUCCAAUGGAAAUAUGUUCGCGACCAUCGACGAAGCCGAGGACUCGGUGGCCGAGGAGGGUUGGAAGCAAGCAAGUGGGCCAGGGAAAAAAUGGUCAAGUCUUGUCAAUGGCGCUUCGACCCCAAAAGCCAAGACGGCCGACAAAUCUUCCAUUAAAGAUAACAAGGUUGCGUACCUGCUGUUUUAUCAGAAGUUACAAUAAGUCUGACUUUUAUAACAAAUACUGCGGCGGGUCUUGAAGUAGAGAACGAUAGUCGCAAGCCACCUCGUCAUCGAUGCAAAAAUAUUGCUGCGAUAUAGAGGCGAGACAAUAAGGGGAUAUUAGGGCAGGUAUCAAAAAGUAGUCGAUGAAGUUGAAGUGAGUGCAGCCAGAAAGACAGGCUGCUGUACCACCCAGGCUCAACUCGAAGGAUAAGCUUAGGAGUGUUUUUUUGCUACCAAAAAAUUCAACUUAGAACUGGGCAUAGGCAUCAAAAAAGCUUUAUGCGGAAGGAGAAAAUUUGGGGAAUUUUUGUCUGUCUACCUAACUGUCUAUAAGCAAGGAUUCUGUUGGUGACGGGGGGAGGGGAUGGAUGAGCUUUACGACAGCCUAAUUUAUCUUUGUUCGAUGUAUAAUAGUUGCGUGGG